This is a messenger RNA of Eruca vesicaria subsp. sativa (arugula), 456 nucleotides long. The record is from the annotation of a GenBank genome assembly. NCBI's taxonomy places the organism in Eukaryota, Viridiplantae, Streptophyta, Magnoliopsida, Brassicales, Brassicaceae.
AUGAACAUUGCCACUUAUUAUCGUCACUCCAACGUCAUCCUUAAUUCUUAUGUAGACAAGACUUUAGCGAGGACUCGACAAGGAAGCUCAAAUGAUAUUACAUUCAUGACAAGAACACAAGGAAGAAGAAGAAAGAUGGGAUUGUGUUUGGUAAGAGCUUGUUCCGGAGAAGAAAAAUCCGGAGAUCAAAGCAAGACCGAGAGAAGAAGUUUUUUGACCUUAGCAGAAGCCGGUCUUGUCGAAAUCUCGGGCCUUGGUGCACACGAGAAGUUUCUCUGUCGACUAACGAUAUCAUCGUUGAAUUUACUAAGAGUGAUAUCAGAGCAAGAAGGAUGUUCAAUAGAAGAGUUAAAUGCAGGAAAAAUAUGCGAUUGGUUCUUUAAAGAUAAGCUGAAGAGAGAGCAGAACAUGGAAUCUGCCGUUCUUCAAUGGGAUGAUCCCGAUUUUCCAUUUUAA